Brassica oleracea var. oleracea is the source of this 1344-nucleotide messenger RNA. Its product is annotated as phosphoinositide phospholipase C 8-like. Gene Ontology annotation, biological process: phosphatidylinositol-mediated signaling. The record is from RefSeq and is a predicted model, not a curated record. Gene Ontology annotation, molecular function: phosphatidylinositol-4,5-bisphosphate phospholipase C activity. The coding region runs from base 388 to 1011 and encodes 207 amino acids. The transcript is spliced from 9 exons. NCBI's taxonomy places the organism in Eukaryota, Viridiplantae, Streptophyta, Magnoliopsida, Brassicales, Brassicaceae.
AUAAUUCCAAAUAUCAGUGACACGAAGGGAAUCUUUAACUUUAGUCCAACGGACGGACUGAAAAGUGGAGAUUGCUUCCGAUCCUCGACAAGAAAAUUCUCCUUUAAUAUAUGUGGGAAGGAAUGAUCUCAUCAUCUUCCCAAUAAAAAGUGGGAGAAAUGAGGUUACAUAUAACAUACGAAGAAAAUCCCCGGAAUUCUUAUGAAACCGUGUUGCAGGUUGUUAAACACAACAAAUUGGAACCCAAGCAUGGAGAGACGAUGCCGGAACUAUUGUCCGAGUUCAUUACGUUGUUGGGCAAGGAGAAGGAAGAAUGGGGUGGAGUGAAAGCAAUGACAGAGUGUGUGGAAGAGUAUCGUAGGUGGAAAAAUGAAUUUCAAGAGCUAAAUGAUAAGGACGCCACUUGUAACGACUUCCCCCCGUCGUAACGUGAUCGUUAUCCAAGGGGACGAAGGUUCAAUGACUAGCAAGGCGGUUAUUGAAGGUGUCGUUGAUUCACCAGCAAAUCGAGAAACACGGAAGGAGCCAGACCGUCCAAGUUCUGGCAAAGCUGUUAAACAAGAUCUGCCAAAGGCUUCAAAUACUUUAAAGGUGUUCCAGGCAGCAAGUCCGAAAGUGGCAGUAAGACCGUUGGCAAGCCAGCAGUUGAGUCGAAUUAAAACGGAGCCAGACCGUCCAAGUUCUGGCAAAGCUGUUAAACAAGAUCUGCCAAAGGCUUCAAAUACUUUAAAGGAGCCAGACCGUCCAAGUUCUAGCAAAUCUGUUAAACAAGAUUUGCCAAAGGCUUCAAAUACUUUAAAGGGGACAGAUGAUCCAAGCACUAAUAUAGCGAUUAUUCCAGCUACAAAUAAAAAAACACUAAAGGUCAAAAUCUAUAUGGGAACUGGGUGGGACACAGACUUUCCAAAGCUUCAUAGAGCUCAUGAUACAUGGUGGCAAGAUCCAGAAGACUGUCCACAAACGCAGUUGGACACCCAGUUGGGGAGGGGAAUUUGUGUUUCCGCUAUCUAGUUUGGAAAAUGAUGAGCUUGUUGUUGAAGUAUAUGACCAUACCCUAAUAUUUAAGGACAAAUUUGCUGGUACGUUUCGUCUCUGGGUGUCUAAGCUGAAACCAGGUAUACAAGUAAUUCCUCUAUCAGAUGAAGUGGGGAAACAGUGCAGAACGGCACGGCUGCUCAUGCGUUUUAUGUUUGUUUGAAAUGGAUCAGGCCUAUAUGUUACUUUUACUUUAUUGUUGUGUUUUUGGUGUGUGCGGUAUAGUACUUGUGAGUUGUUCCAUUUGUAACAAUCAAUACAUGGUAAGAAUUCUUUUCGUCAAAAGAAUGGUGAAUGUAUAGUAUUGUA